AGGAACGGCGAUGACUUCGCAAAGACUGAAAUAGAAAGCUUUCGCGAUACGGCUGGUUGAAGUCACUCUUCACGGCCUUUUACCCUUUAAAACACAGUACUACUCUUCAAGAGUAGCCGAAGCCUAUGAGAAUGAUGCAAAUAUCGGUGAAGACGUUAGAUUCACAGACAAAAGUCUUCACGGUGCCCGACGAGUGUACCGUAAAGGAAUUCAAGGAGCAUAUUUCACCUGAUGUGAACAUACCUCCUGAUAAACAAAGACUUAUAUUUAAAGGCAAGGUCCUUCAAGAUGAUAAGAAGCUCUCAGAGUAUGGAGCCGACGGCUGUGUGAUCCACCUUGUUGAAAGAAAACCGACUGUUCCUGGUUCUCAAGAUGGUGCCAAUGGUUCUUCCAGCACUUCCACCAGUUCAUCUACUCCAGGAGGUCCUUCUUUUGGUCUGGGUCCUAACAUCGUCAUGGGAGCAUUUUCUAUGCCAGUUGAUGUUGUUGGUGCUACUCAGCAAAUAGUCCAGAGUCUGGUUAAUCAACUUGGAGUGGAUUCAGCCCAAGCUAAUAUCAGUACAACAUCAUCUGAUGAUGGAUCGUCUGUCAAUGUUCAUAUUAACCUUCAAGCAACAACUCAGCCUGGAAAUGAUGUGUCCCAGCGGAUUAACAGGGCCAGACACUUCAUGACAGCUGCAUCUUCCUGUCUAAACCGGACUGAGGGUGAGGGUGUGCUUCCUAUGGACACAUCAGAAACGCCAAGUACCGGUACUGAAAACACCAAUCAAACUCAAGGAACCUCCACAGAAGCUGCGAGCCAAACUUCAUCCCUUGCUAGCCCGGCAGCCCUGGCACAGAUAUUGAGAGAAGCAAGAGACUCAAUGACAUCCAUGCAAACAGUACUGGAGAGAUAUGCUUCUCUUCUGGACACUAACAGGCCUGAGGACUUGGGUCCAUCUGAAGACACCUUACCUGACCGAGUAGCUGAAUCAUUUCACAAUCUUAGCCAUGCUUACCAUGCCCUGUCAGAUUUGACAUUCAAUUUCCGUGGUCCAGAGCCAAGGCGACCAAGUGUUCUGACAUCUCUGUCUCCACACAUGCCAUCAGUACCCAUGCUGUCCAGCUUUGUGGGUGCACCUCAAAUGAUACGCACACAACAGCCACAGCAAACCCCUGCCAGUUCUGCAGCACCACAGGCCAGCCAGCCAACCCAGCCAACCUUGCCAACUCCAGCUACUCCACAGUUGCCACUGGGAACUAACCAGAACUUAAGAAUUCAUGUGAAUCCUCAAGGUGGAAUCUCAUUUACUACCAUAAUAUCAAAUGUAUCUCAAGGUGGAACUGCUGCUGCAUCAUCGGUCAAUUCACAGUCAACACCAUCUACUACAUCCACUAGUGGAACAAGGAUGAGUGCCAGUGCAGACAAUGGUGCCGCACGAGAGACUUUUUCAAGCUCCUUUGGGGAGCAACGUUCCUCAGUUGGUACUAACACAAAUGGCAGCAGCACCAGUACAUCAACGCAGACUUCACAGCCUGGCGUACGGACUCGCAUCAUAGUAGAUGAUUUUAUUGCAUUAAUUUCAAAUGUUCCAGCUUCCAUGGCUGCAGCUGCCGCAGCAGCCCAGGGUCAGAUACCACCAGCAAUGACCGGGGCUCAGAAUCCGGGCUCACAAGGACAAGGUGCAGCAACAGCCACAGCCACAGCAACCACUACAAGUCAGCCACAGCCACAAUCACAAACCCAGUCAGUGCCGACACCUGCAGCACAGAGUGCCACCCCAGGGCAGGAGCAAGCAAGACCUCAGGGAUUACCAGCAGGACUGUCCAUGAAUCUUCUCUCUGGCAUGCCCACAGCAAAUUCAAAUCACCCAGACCCAUCUUUGCCUUGCCAGUCAUUUCAUUUUGGGCCACAGGGUCAGCGUGCUCAGUCACAGCAGACCAGCCAGCAGUCGACCCAAUCCACUACCAGUACUACCAAUACUACUAGUACUCAGGCUGAGACUCCAGUUACUAGCACACCUCAGAGUCAAGCUCCAUCUCGGGAGGGAAGUGAACAGACUUCCAACCCUGUUAACCCACCACCUGCACGGGAGAGGCCAAGACCACCACGAGACGAGAGGACAAGAGCUCGUGAGCGCACAAUAUCUCCAGCUGAUUUACAGGGGAUAUUGGGAAUGAUGGCAUAUGAUCAACGCACUGGCGGCGCUCGAGGGCUUUCAUCAUAUUUCCCCAGAGGCUUUAAUCCAAGAGGAAGUAGACAGUCAAGUGGACCAAUGAGUGGAUCAGAAACAAGACGAUCAAUGAUGGAUUUCUUAGAUACAAUAAUGUCAGACAUUCACAGCCACAGUGAAGGAGCAGGCCAGACACAGACAAUCAACUCUCUGAUCCAAACCAUGCGAGCAAGUGGGCUGGAUAUACAAGAUGAAGAAGGAUUAAUUGCAGCCCUGUACCAGCGCCUGAGUGCUGUGCUGACAAUGGAGGAUGUUAUGGGUGUGGUUGUAGGUUCAGAAGAACCAUUUGAACGAAUGCAGCCAGCUUUAAUGCUGUACGUAAACGAGGACCUUUUGCGUGGAAAAGAAGCCACACACCAGAACAUCAGUGAAGCAGCAAAGGAAUUGACUAAAGAGAUUGUGGCUGGUGUUGCCGAUUCCCUGAGAGUUGCGUCCACAAAAGAUGACAUUGAUAUUGUUGAAUCAGCACAAAGUUUCCUGGAGCAUUACAUUGGAAAUGCCAUAAGCCUGGUUUUACAUUCAGAAGACGAACCGAGGUUUGCAGAGUACUUUCAAGGCCACAUGAAAGACAUAGCGGCAGAAUUCUUUACACUGCUGGUGUUCAGCUACAGGGAUGGAAUGGAUGGAGUGGAGCAAGUUAUCAGGAAUAGAUUGCCACAGUCAAGCUUAACAGCGGACAUGAAUGAACAGUCACGAGAAAUGUUCGUCCAGCUGCUACUCAGGAACAUUCGACAGAUGUACUACAGCAGAGCUUACUGCGAACCACGACUACAACGCUUUAUGAUACGCGCUCAGCCCCCCCAGCCGCCUUCACGACCUGAACCUUCUUCACGGCCUCAAGCCUCUUCAGAGCCCCAAGCUCCUUCGAGACCCAUGGCUGAGGAAAACCCUGCAGUCGAUGAGAAGGUGGAUGGGGCUGUAGACGACGAAAUGGACAGUCAUGGCUCUGAUGACUCGGAGACGUUUACUACUCCCCCCGGAUCCAUUACAGCAGGCACUGAUUCAGACAGGCUGCAGACAGAGUGUCCGGAUGGGGAGGAGGCUAUGGAGGAUGAAGACAGGGAUGAAGAGUGGAAGUCCAUCAUGCCCGAGGAAUGGAUCCCUGUUAUCACAACAGAUAUUGUACGGCAGAGGAGAGUGUCACCCCAGGCACCUUUCAGUGAUGCUUAUAUCAAUGGACUACCACCCAAGAGGCGUAAGAUGGUAGAUCAGCGAGGCAUUACCCCAAGUGAAGACAGCAUUGGUGACGCACUGAAGCAUGCCGCUGCCGCCACCGGAGCCACGCCUCUCACCAGUCUGGAAGAUCUCUCCAAAGCCGCCAAGGGAAAUCGUAAACUCCACGGAGCGUACCGCCGAGAGAUUAAGAAAGAAGUCAAGACAAGACUGGAAAAAGACACCGACUACCGUCCCGAUAGAUUUCCUCAGACAAGAGACUAUUUUGACAAAGACACGCAGAGGAAGUAGACCCGAGAGAACAGCGGGCCAAACUUAGAAUUUUUUGAAGGUACUCUGCCGCGGGCGGAAUCGGUCAUCUUAGUGUUUGACCACCCAUCCGCGCGACUCGCCUGGAGCAGAGGAGGUUUUUCGUAUUGAAGUUGAAAAUCGUUAAAUGAAGGUGCUUUUUCAAGCUAACCUGAUGGACCUUCGAUCUUUGUGAGAACAAGAGCUGUGUUUCGGUGGACAAGUUCAGAACUUGCACAGAUUUAUGAGUCAAACGUUUUCAAAUUUUCUUUUGCUUUCUUUGUUGGUUUUUUCCUUUUUUUUUUUUCUUUUUUGUCUUCCUGUUUGACUUGUAUAAGCACACUUCUCAAGUCAGUUCUUACUUAGCCUUAAACCUGAACUUUUGGUAGGUACAGUAUUCAAGAUUGAAUCUAGAAUGGCGAAAAUCGAAUAAAUGAAUGGUGCUUGUAAUUAGACACCGUGCGCAUAUAUCUUUUUAACUAAGCACGAGGUCCGUACUGGGAAAAUAUUGGCCCUCGGUCUUGACAGUACGGACCGAGGUCCGUACAAAAGAAGACCGAGGGCUGACUUUCUCCCAGUACGGUCCCGAGUAAACCUGUUGAUAAGAAACUUAUUACACGACUGGAAAUGUUUAGGAAAAAAAUGCCACGAUCACGGAGUCUUUUAUGUCAAAGCAAGUUCUUCCAGAAACAUAAGCCAUAAAACUACCAGAAAAUCUUUAAGAAUUAUUUUAUAGGAUCAUUUGGGGUAUUGCACGGUCCAAUACUUAGAGAAUGUUGGACCGGCAAUGGGGCAAUCUGGUUGGUUGAUUUUAGUUAUAUUUGACCUCUGAACUAACUUAGUCGGGUAAUAAUCAAUCGUAAUUCCUCAAAAUGUUAUGUGGAACUUCCAUUCUGGAGCUUGACCCAACCUGUUCAGCAGUGACGGUCGUGGGCAGAAAUAUUUUCUUCUUAGUCUUUCUGCACAAUGCUACUUCCAGUUGCGAUUACGAGAUUGUUGCCAGUAGACUCUUGAACAGGGAUUGUAAGGUCUUUUAACCCCUAAUGUAUGACCGUUCGAAUGGAGCUAACGAAAUCGAGAAGUGCUUUCAGGAGGUACUGUUCGUUUCUAGUCUUAUUCUGCAUAGUUAGUCUUUUAAAGAAGUUUUCUUUUUUGAACCUUGGCAUUCUUCGGAGCAAAAGGCAAGUUGUGUUUUAUAGCUGUGUUACGAAGGGCGCAAGUGUUCGUGGUAACCAAAUUUGUAGCAGUGAAGACUGAUGCUGGGGCUGUAGACAAAGAGUUAUGGUUAGGCCUGCAGUUACGCACUGUUAAUUCGUUAUCUCAAAACCUAGGCCUGCGUUACACAGGGAAGUAAGUGUUGUUAAUUAAUCAGUCAAGACUUGUGAGUUUAUUAAGAACUGUGUAUCGCUUGCCAGGACGGUUGAAAGUAUAUGGUAGAAAGGUUCUACUACAAUCGACUACACUAGAUAAGAACGGAAACGGCAAUUGAAAUAAAUCACUACCGCAGUCAUGUUA
This is a messenger RNA of Orbicella faveolata, 5189 nucleotides long. Its product is annotated as large proline-rich protein bag6-A-like. Gene Ontology annotation, cellular component: BAT3 complex. The record is from RefSeq and is a predicted model, not a curated record. Gene Ontology annotation, molecular function: polyubiquitin modification-dependent protein binding; misfolded protein binding. Lineage: Eukaryota; Metazoa; Cnidaria; Anthozoa; Scleractinia; Merulinidae. Gene Ontology annotation, biological process: ERAD pathway.